CUCUCUCUCUCUCUCUCUUCCUGGUGAGAAAUUAGGGCUUUGGGAUCGACCGAGAAGCUGAAAUCAAGACCAAUGGAGAUUACGGAGCAGAAAGAAGAAGAGUUGAGGAACGCUAAAGAAUCGGGAGACGUGACCAACACCAAGUCGCUGUCUGGUCCGGAUUCUCUUUCGGAGGAGUCCGAAGAACGCCAUGCUCGUGAGCUCAAAGCCGGUCUGCAUCCCCUGAGGUACAAGUUUACGUUUUGGUACACUCGCCGUACACCAGGGGUCAGGAACCAGACAUCUUACGAGGACAACAUAAAGAAAAUUGUAGAGUUCAGUACGGUUGAGGGGUUCUGGGCCUCCUAUUGUCACCUUGCUCGAUCUUCUUCCUUGCCUAUUCCAACAGAUCUCCAUGUUUUCAAGGAGGGGAUUCGUCCUUUGUGGGAGGAUGCUGCCAACUGCAAUGGAGGAAAGUGGAUCAUACGUUUCUCGAAAGUCGUUUCUGCUCGCUUUUGGGAAGACCUGCUACUUGCGCUGGUAGGUGAUCAGCUUGAUGAUGGCGAUAACAUAUGUGGAGCGGUGCUAAGUGUCCGCUUCAACGAAGACAUCAUCAGUGUCUGGAACCGUAAUGCUUCAGAUCGUCAGGCCGUGAUGGCUCUGAGAGACUCCAUCAAACGGCAUUUGAAGCUUCCUCACGCAUAUGUGAUGGAAUACAAGCCCCACGACGCUUCUCUUCGAGACAAUUCCUCCUACCGAAACACUUGGCUGCGAGGAUAGAUUCCAUAUCCCCGGUUAGCUCUUUCGUGCUUUUGUCCCCGGAGAUUAUCUAGGUCGGUCAUCGAAGUCAGUACUGUUGCUCAUAGAUGAACCCAUGCCCAUGCUUAUACUGAAUCAGUAGAUUUCUCCUUUGUGAUUUCCCUUGUACAACUAUGUUUUUCCUCAUCAUGG
This is a messenger RNA of Tarenaya hassleriana, 930 nucleotides long. Its product is annotated as eukaryotic translation initiation factor NCBP. Gene Ontology annotation, cellular component: cytoplasm; eukaryotic translation initiation factor 4F complex. The transcript is spliced from 6 exons. NCBI's taxonomy places the organism in Eukaryota, Viridiplantae, Streptophyta, Magnoliopsida, Brassicales, Cleomaceae. Bases 73 to 759 code for a protein of 228 amino acids. The record is from RefSeq and is a predicted model, not a curated record. Gene Ontology annotation, molecular function: translation initiation factor activity; RNA 7-methylguanosine cap binding. Gene Ontology annotation, biological process: translational initiation.